AUGUGCCGUGCAUGGGUGGUUGCUGGCGUCGUGCCUGUCGUGGUGAGAACGGAGGAAUGGGGUGGUGGGGCAUACGUACCCCUUGCCCAUGACGUUGCCACGUCAUGGGCGUUGUCCCUCGUCCUUGGUCCAUCGUUCCGCGCUGGGGGUGUCGUUGUCGUUAGCGUGGGCGUCGUGGAAAGGGAUGGUCACGGCAGUGUGACCAUCCCACAAACAGGCGACGUGACGAUAUGGCACGCCCUCAAUCCACUGGACUGGGACUGGACUCAGGAAAGUGGCUGGCAGUCCAGUGGGAGUCCAGUGGACUGGACUGGACUGGACUGGACUGGACUCCAGUGGACUGGGCAUUCUGCCAGCCAAUCUGGCCUGGGGAGUUUUAUGGAACACCACAAGUUUAUAGGGAUGCAAUAG
Molecule: messenger RNA, 411 nt
Organism: Laccaria bicolor S238N-H82
Lineage: Eukaryota; Fungi; Basidiomycota; Agaricomycetes; Agaricales; Hydnangiaceae
Exons: 4
Coding region: 1-411 (136 amino acids)
Source: RefSeq, a predicted model, not a curated record